ACCUCCAAACAAAAUGACAGCAUAGAUAUUAGAGCAAAUGAAAAUAAUUAUCUAUGAUGACAGCCAAAGCACCAGACUAUCAACCAGGGAAGAGGGAUAAACAUUCCACUGUACGGGUAGGAGACUACCUGUAUAUGUGGGGUGGGGGCCAGCCUGAUCUCCCUACAGUACAUAAUAAUGAAGAGAAGAAAUCAAUGUGUUCUGUGAUGGAGGUGUGUCACCUAAGGACUGGUAGGUGGGAGCAGAAACCCACCACUGGUAACCCUCCACUGGGUGUUAGGGGCUAUGCAGCUGCUGCCAUUGGAAGGGAAAUAUUUUAUUUCGGAGGCUAUUGUAAUCAUGGAGACUGUUAUUAUAAUAGUUUAUACAGUUUUAAUGUUGAUACGUUCAAAUGGAAGAAACUCUCUCCUAUAUAUACUACAUCUCAUCAUGGUCCUAUGAUGAAGGCCUACUGUGGCAUGGUAGCAAUAAAAGUGAACGGUGAAGACUAUCUUGUAGUAAUUGGAGGAUUGGGACCCAUGGCAUCUUCUAAUAAUACCCCACCACAACCUGGUGCCCAGUACAGUGGUGGAGGAUUUAUUACUUAUCAACGAUGCAAUGAGAUUCAUUUCUAUAAACUCUCAACAGGACAAUGGAUAUCACCGACUGUCACGGGAGACAGACCACCUCCUAUUUAUGACUUCACUUUAACAUCAAUUAAUAAUUCCAGUGCUAUAUUAUUUGGAGGUAGCACUACUAAUAGACUCAGUAACAAUGUAUAUAUUCUUAAUUUUACUGAUACAUCAGUGAAUUGUUCAAAGUUAUCUAAUCCUGGAGGAACAGUACAAUGGCCUAAGGGAAGACAUGCUCAUUCCAGUGUAUUGAUUAGCACUAGCUUAGGACCAUACCUACUAGUGGUGGGUGGAGCUGGUACUGAUGAUAUUUGGAUAUUUAAUAUUAACAAUAAAUCAUGGAAGGAACAGGAACAGGUUAAUUUACCAGACAAUGCCACUGAUAGAUGUUAUCAUUCUCUCUCAGUUUGGAGUGUGACUCCAACCACUAACUGGAUAAUUGUGUUUGGAGGAAGCACAUUAUACACUGAUACAGCAAUGCAUUAUACUAGUAAUAAUGAUUGGUUUACUAGUAUAAUACCUCUGGACCAGUAUCAAGAGAAACUACAAGAAAGGAGAAAUGAGGAUAAAAUAGAAAUAGACCAUCUGACACAUUUACUACAAGAAAGGGAAAGGGAACUAGAGGAGGAGAGAAGAGAAAAGGAACAAGUUAGAAACAGACUACAGCAACAAUUUCAAGGAAGAGAACGACAACUUCAACAAGCACAGCAACAAGGACAAGAAAGAGAGAGGCAGGCCAGGGAACAAGUCCAGGAUCUUCAUCGGCAGCUUCGAGAAAAGGAAAGAGAAUUUCAAGAAAGAGAGCAACAGCUUCUAAGGCAAGUAGAAGGUGGCCAGCAAAGAGAACAGGAUCUUCAACGACAGCUUCAAUUAAGAGAGCAACAGCUUGAGGAAAGAGAGAGAGAGUUCCAAGAAAGAGAGAGACAAUUUGAAGAGCAGAUACAAGUGGCAGAGUCUUCCUGGGUAGUGAAUAGAAGAGAGAUUACAAUGACAGAAGUAGUCCUUGGUAAAGGAGGAUGGGGAGAGGUGAAAGUGGCUGGUUUUCGUGGUCUGAAGGUUGCUGCAAAGUGUCUCUACGAAGUCAUCAUCUCUCCUUAUAACAUUGAGAUAUUCUCUCGUGAAAUGAAUAUUGCUUCUAAGCUACGUCAUCCUAACCUCCUUCAGUUCAUAGGAGCGACUACAGAGGGUAAUCCAAUCAUCCUGACAGAGCUAAUGCUGACGAGCCUAAGAAAGGAAUUAGAGAGUGGAGGAGUGGCCUAUCCUGCGAUACUGAGCAUCAAUCUAGGUGUGGCUGUAGGUAUGGGCUUUCCCCCUGUCUCUUGCAUGCUCUCAGUCCUGUAG
Molecule: messenger RNA, 1952 nt
Organism: Amphimedon queenslandica
Lineage: Eukaryota; Metazoa; Porifera; Demospongiae; Haplosclerida; Niphatidae
Exons: 9
Coding region: 54-1952 (632 amino acids)
Biological process (GO): protein phosphorylation
Molecular function (GO): ATP binding; protein binding; protein kinase activity
Source: RefSeq, a predicted model, not a curated record